This is a messenger RNA of Acanthisitta chloris (rifleman), 1769 nucleotides long. RefSeq names its product Fanconi anemia, complementation group G (gene FANCG). Gene Ontology annotation, biological process: interstrand cross-link repair. Gene Ontology annotation, molecular function: protein binding. The annotation marks the transcript as partial. Gene Ontology annotation, cellular component: Fanconi anaemia nuclear complex. The record is from RefSeq and is a predicted model, not a curated record. Lineage: Eukaryota; Metazoa; Chordata; Aves; Passeriformes; Acanthisittidae. The transcript is spliced from 12 exons.
GUCUGCCGGCUGCCCUCCCCACCCUGCCUCUGGAGCUCACUGUCCUCUACAACUCCCUGCUCUUCACUGCCGGAGCGUCCGACUCUGCCAUACAAGGAGAAGCUGAUGGAAUACGCCAGGGGCUCCUCAGGGUUCUGGAGGCUUGUGGGGCCUGUGGACAGGGCCUUAGCAUGGAGGAGUUGUGGCAGAAGGUGCUGCGGGAGGUAACCAUGGAGGAGCUGCAGUCACCACUGCACCGACUGGGGGCCCUACAGGCAGCCUGGUGGCUGGCAGCUGGCUACCUGGAAAAUGUUGUUGGCCUCUUCCACAUUCUCUGCUCUCUCUCCUCUGUGCAUUCACAGGAGCCGGAAAGAGCUCGCUGCAGUGAGGGGCAGAAUGAACUCCUCUCCCUGCUCAAGGCAUGGCCAGUACCUGCUGAGAAGGCCUCCCUGCCCCUGGUACAGAGCGCUGAGGACUUGAAAGAGAUCCUCUGCACUGCAGCAGCCUUCCUGCAAGGACUGCAGGAGCUGGAGGCGGGGAACUUCCCCACUGCCCUUUCCCUCCUUCAGGAAGCUGCAGGAGGAUUCUGCUCCAAGAAGGUCCUGGCCCAGAUCUACACCUGCCUUGGCUGCUGUGCUCAGCAAAUGGGCAAGCCUCAGACAGCCCUUCAGCACCUGAAACGGGCCCUCCAGGUAGACUUCCAGUGCCUUCCUGCCCUGUCCCAUGCGGCAGCAGUGUACCACGAACUGGGAGAGAUGGAUGCAGAGCUGCAGGCCCUGGCUGUACUCUACGAGGCUCUGGAAAAAAACCCUCCGGCAGCUGCUUCCUCUAGUCUCUGUUUCCUAAUCCGAACAGAGCUGCUUGUCCACACACCAAUACUCACUAAACUCCUUCGCCAUCGCCACCCCUCUGAAGUGAAGUACCUGCUGGCACAGCGUUGUCUCCAGGAUGGGAGGGUGGUUGAUGCAGUGGAACAUUACCUGGAUUUUCUGGCUCUGCUUCAGGAGAAGCUGCAGCAGCAGGUGCCCCUGGAUGGUAGCUCAGCUCUGCCCAGGAUUCCAGAGGUGUUCCUGGAAGCAGUGUCUGCCUUGGAGCUGGCUGGAAGGCAUCAGGAUGCCAUAACUGUGUGCGAGGAGGUCAUCAGCCGGACAACUCACCUGAUUCCACGGAUGUUACCAGUGGACAAGUGGCUGGAGCAGCCAGAGUGCCCAUCACCAGGGGCAGGACCAGUGGACAGACUCCUGUCCCAGAAGAAGGAGAGUCUGUGCUGUCUUGCCUGGAGAACAGCUGCAUACCUGCAUCAGGGCUGGGCAUGGGCCAAGCUGGGCGAGAGCAAAGAGGCCAUAACGCAAUUCAGCAGGUGCCUCAGUGACCUCCUGCGAGUCCAGCUCAAUGGGCCUGGCGUUGAACCAACAGAGAGUCUCCUGCCAGAAGUGGAGGUGCUCCAGAAGAUCCGAUUGCUCUCUCUCAUUGGGCGAGGUACACAGUUCCUGGAGCUGGGGAGGCACAAAGCAGCCUUACUGGAUUUCCUGCAUGGUUUGCAGCUCUCACCAGGUGACCCAGCUGCUGCCUCCUACCUGGUGCAGGCCUUGUGGAACCUGAACCGAAAGCAGGAGGCAGCUGAUCACUGGCAGAAGUUCUUCCAGACCUCUCCUGGGGAGGAAGGGCCGCAGAACAGGCAGGGAAGGCCCCUCCCUUUGUACCUGAUUUCAUGUCUGGAGCAGGCAAUGUUCCCACACAGUGAACCUCUUGCCAGGAGCAUACAGGAAUACCUCAGGACCACAAGCUAA